CUUUGCCAGCGAAGAGGUCGAAGGAUCGAAGCUUGCUCUGAAAGGGAAAGGAGGAGGGUCGUGAGGCAGUCAAAGCUGUGAUCUUUUCCUCUCCCCCUCGCCCUUCAUCGGGGUUUAAAUGGGCAUUUGUUGCCCGUGACCUCGGCCUUAACAAGCCUUCCCAGCUCAGACCAGGGAAAGCUGAGAUCUUUGGGGUGGGCGAGGGGAAAAAAGCUGAUGCUGCAAUGGCGGCGGGCUCACCUUCUCUGGCCGCGGAGAAGAAGCACUGGUGGCUGAGCAACAGGAAGAGGUGGAACUCUGUGCAGCAGAUUAAACGAAAGAGGAACGCCAUGAACACGCUCUUGUUGUCGACAAGUACCUCCGAGAAGCCCGGUCUCUCAUAGCGACGCAAGAGCUGUCCAAUGUAGCCGCGGCGGUGGGCCUCCUCGACGCCACCCUCGUACACUCCCCGCGCCUGGAGGCCGCGCUCGAGCUCCGGGCCCGCUCCCUCCUCUUCCUCCGCCGCUUCCGCGAGGUGGCGGACAUGCUUCAGGAUUACAUUCCAAGCUACAAGGUAGGCGGCGGCGGCGGUAUUGACGACUCGUCCUCCUCUCUCGGCGUUGCCGGCGAUCGCUCCUCUGUCGCCUCCUCCGCACCGCUCAGCCGGGAGCGCGUUAAUCUCCUCUCCCCCGGCCGCGAGAGGUCCGACGGCGACCGCUCCUUCCGGUGCUUCUCCGUCUCUGAUCUGAAGCGCCGGCUCAUGGUCGGCCUCUCCAAGAGAUCCGACAGGGAAGGCCAGUGGAGGUAUUUGGUGCUCGGCCAAGCUUGUUGCCACCUCGGGAUGAUGGAGGACGCCAUGGUACUCCUCCAAACGGCCCGCCGCCUCGCGUCUGCCGCCUUCCGCCGCGAGUCCGUCGGCCAGUCGGACGACAGCUUCGCCUCCUUCGCCGGCGAGGACGGCGGCAUGGCGGCUCCGCCGCCAUCGGAGUUGGAGUCGGCCUCCCAGCUCCUCUCUCACAUUAAACUCAUCCUCAGGCGUCGCGCUGCCGCGGUGGCUGCGCUUGACGCCGGCCUUCCGGCCGAGGCCGUCCGUCACUUCUCCAAGGUCCUCGACAGCCGCCGUGGCCUUCCCGGAAGCUUCGCCGCCAGCUGCCUCAUCGGCCGCGCCGCCGCGUACCGGGCCACUGGCCGCCUUGCGGAGGCCAUCGCCGACUGCAACCGAGCUCUCUCUGUCGACCCGUCCUCCAUCCCUGCUCUCCGAUCCCGAGCUGACCUCUUCGAGGCGGUCCGCGCCCUCCCGGACUGCCUCCAUGACCUCGAGCACUUGAAGCUCCUCUACGAUGCCAUUCUCCGCGACCGCAAGCUCCUCGGUCCGCCGUGGAGGCCCCACCGCGAUCUCCGGUACCGCGACAUUCCUGCCAACCUCCGCGCUGUCAUUGCGCGGAUUCAACGACUGCGGGGCCGUAUUGCGGCCGGCGAGGGAAACAACGUGGAUUACUACGCACUGAUCGGCGUUCCGCGCGGGUGCUCACGUCCGGAGUUGGAGCGCGCACAAUUGUUGUUGACGCUGAAGCAUAAACCAGAAAAGGCGGUGGCAUUCGUCGACCGCUUAGAUUUCACAGACGACCACCGGGAUCUGGAAGCGAUCCGGGAUCAGGCAAGGAUGUCAGCGUCGAUCCUGUACAGGAUGUUGCAGAAGGGUUAUGCUAGCAUUAUGACGUCGGUGAUGGACGAGGAGGCGGCAGAGAAGCAGCGAGCCAAGGAAGCGGCCACAGCCGCAAUUGCAGCAAUUCAAGCAACCGAGAAGCCGCCGAAAACCGAGCGGAACGAAGGAGGGAAGGAAUGCGGUAUGGGAACAGACAAGGCAGCAGCCGCAACGGCAGCGUCGGUGUUCCAAGGGGUGUUCUGCCGUGACAUGGCCGUGGUUGGCAGCAUGCUUUCGCACAGGGCAAUUCCGGUGAAGUAUGAGGCCUUGAGUUGCUGAUGAAAGGGGGAUGGGAAUUCGAAUUCGUUGUCUCCUGGUAUCAGUACUGUACAGUUUGGGAAGAAAGAUGUCAUAUGGAAUGGAAAUUUUGUUGUACGUGCUUACUAUACUGUUCUUAGAUGAUGUCUAAGUUUCUUUUUCCUCUUUGAUCUUAUGAAUCCUAGUCAUUGUUGGUA
Molecule: messenger RNA, 2139 nt
Organism: Musa acuminata AAA Group (dessert banana)
Lineage: Eukaryota; Viridiplantae; Streptophyta; Magnoliopsida; Zingiberales; Musaceae
Exons: 4
Coding region: 524-1963 (479 amino acids)
Molecular function (GO): protein binding
Source: RefSeq, a predicted model, not a curated record